This is a messenger RNA of Cyprinus carpio (common carp), 4513 nucleotides long. Its product is annotated as netrin-1-like. The record is from RefSeq and is a predicted model, not a curated record. Gene Ontology annotation, molecular function: protein binding. NCBI's taxonomy places the organism in Eukaryota, Metazoa, Chordata, Actinopteri, Cypriniformes, Cyprinidae.
AAGAAAUCCAUUGUGCCUCUUGCACACAUAGGCAAUACAGUGCUUUACUCAUGCAGGCGCACAGAGAGAAUGGUAAACGACUGAACCCCCUAUUGAAUUCAGACAGAGCAGCAGAAAAAGAGAAGGACUGAGCUGCGACACUCAGUCACAGAGAGGCAGAGGUGUGAAUGAGUUAGGCUUUAGGCAGAGUAAGAAAGGGAGCCUCGGAAAAUAAUAGCAGGUUUUCUGUUUCAUAUUGGUUGAAAGUGGGAAAAGAGAUUACAGCAUAUCCGGGAGAGAGAAAAGAAAGGGAGAGCACCCUAUAAUUUCUUUUUUAGACUGGUUUGCCAUACUUCUCCACCCGAGCAAAGAGGUAUAGUGCACUUUGUGGAUUUGUCUUUAAGAAAAGUCGCCUGUAAUUACGCACAAAUCUUUCACACAUAGUAUAUUGGAAACUCCACGCUAAAAGAUUCUAAAUACACGCAUUUCGGUGUUUUUUUUUUUUAAAUGCAAAAGUUUCCUUUUUUUGUUCAGUGCUGUUUCAGUGACACCGAGGACCCCGUGGUGCAAUGAUAAGGAUUUUGGUAACGUGCGUCUCCAUGGUGUCCAUCAUCGGGAUGGUUGCCGGUGUUCGUAGUGGAUACGGAAUGAGUAUGUUCGCGGCUCAAUCCUCUCCUCCGGACCCGUGUUACGACGAGAACGGCAACCCCAGACGCUGCAUCCCCGACUUUGUGAACUCCGCAUUCGGAAAGGACGUGCGCGUGUCCAGCACCUGCGGCGCUCCUGCGUCGCGGUACUGCGUGGUGACCGAGAAGGGCGAGGAAAGAUCGAGGGACUGCAACAUCUGUGACGCCACAGACCCCAAGAAGUCGCAUCCACCCGCGUACCUGACAGACCUCAACAACCCUCACAACCUCACCUGCUGGCAGUCGGAGAACUACGUGCAAUACCCGCAAAAUGUGACUUUGACGCUGUCCUUGGGGAAGAAGUUCGAGGUGACUUACGUGAGCCUCCAGUUCUGCUCUCCUCGCCCUGAAUCCAUGGCCAUCUUCAAGUCCAUGGAUUACGGAAAAACCUGGGUGCCGUUUCAGUUCUACUCAACCCAGUGCAAGAAAAUGUACAACAAAGCAAGCAAAGCUGCGAUCACCAAGCAGAACGAGCAGGAAGCGAUCUGCACGGACUCGCACACGGACAUGCAGCCGUUAACAGGUGGGCUCAUCGCGUUCAGCACGCUGGAUGGCAGACCCUCCGCGCACGACUUCGACAACUCUCCCGUUCUGCAGGACUGGGUCACGGCCACCGAUAUCAAAGUGACCUUCAACCGGUUGCACACCUUCGGGGAUGAGAACGAGGAUGACUCGGAGCUCGCCAGGGACUCGUAUUUUUACGCCGUGUCUGACCUGCAGGUCGGCGGUCGGUGUAAGUGUAACGGGCACGCGUCAAAGUGCGUAAAGGACCGAGAAGGGAACCUAGUGUGCGAGUGCAAGCACAACACGGCGGGACCGGAGUGCGACAGGUGUAAGCCGUUCCACUACGACCGGCCGUGGCAGCGCGCGACGGCCAGAGAGGCGAACGAAUGCGUCGCCUGUCACUGUAACUUACAUGCCCGCCGCUGCCGCUUCAACAUGGAGCUGUAUAAGCUAUCGGGCCGCAGGAGUGGAGGAGUCUGUCUCAACUGCAGACACAACACAGCCGGACGGCACUGCCACUACUGUAAAGAGGGCUACUACAGAGACAUGACCAAGGCCAUCUCACACAGACGCGCAUGCAAAGCUUGUGAUUGUCAUCCAGUUGGUGCAGCUGGUAAGACCUGUAACCAGACGACCGGACAGUGCCCAUGCAAAGAUGGUGUGACUGGCAUCACUUGCAACCGCUGCGCUAAAGGAUACCAGCAAAGCAGAUCGCCUAUCGCCCCCUGUAUCAAGAUUCCGGUUGCUGCACCCACAGCCACCUACAGCAGUUCACAAGAGCCCACAGACUGUGACUCCCACUGUAAGACUCCCAAGGGCAAGAUGAAGGUUACCAUGAAAAAAUACUGCAAAAAAGAUUAUGCUGUCCAGGUUCACGUGCUAAAAGGAGAUAAGGCGGGCGAGUGGUGGAAAUUCACUAUCAACAUCAUAUCCGUCUAUAAGCAGGGUGGACAUCGCAUUCGCAGAGGAGACCAGCUCCUGUGGGUCCGCGCUAAAGACGUGGCCUGCAAGUGCCCCAAAAUUAAACCCGGGAGGAAGUACCUGCUGAUGGGCUCUGACAACGAUGACUCCCGCGGUCAGAGCGGCGUGGUGGUGGACAAGGGCAGCCUGCUCAUCCCGUGGAAGGACCUGUGGGCCCGUCGGCUCAGGAAAUUCCAGCAGCGUGACAAGAGGGGCAAGUGUUAGGAAAAAAAACAUGGAGGAAAAACAGAGAGAUUGAAGAACCGGAGAGAAGGAAAGAAAAAAAUAAUGACCCGAGCAACGUCGGAGCAGAUUGAUUGAUCAGAAUCGUGGUGAAGGACAACCAGUUGUGCAGUUUUGCCUUCCUUUGUUUAGCGUGUUUUUUUUUUCCCAUCAAGAUUUUAUUUUUUCAUAUCUUCAAUUUUGCUGAAUUUGCACCUACUAUUAAGUAUACAUAUAUGUAAAGUGGUUUAUGUGUGAUCCUGGUGUCUGGUGUCUCUUUUUGAUUUCUGUCUUUUUCCACAAAGGAUACAAAAAAAAAAGAUACAAGCUACUGAGUCAGUUUAUCUAUGUGAAUAUUUUCCUUCAGAAGAAGUGUGUUGGCGGUCGACAUUUUAAAGAACUAACAGUGGGGUCCAGAAGUCUGGGUCACUUUGAAAAUCUGGAUUUGAAACAGAAAGUUUAAAAAUAGAAAAACAAAGAUGCAUUCCAAUGACAAAAUAUUUAUGAUUCUUCAAAUUUAUUAUGAAAAAUUAGAUGACCUUUGAUGCAGUGGAUUUGUUUAAAAAGAAAAUAAAAAUGUUCACUCAAAAUGUUAUGCUGAUAAUCAUUUAUUUUUAUUUUUUUUUAUGAAACAUUUUGUUCUAAAUUUGAAAAAUGCUAAAUAAAAGCACUUUCAUUAGCGCUCUCAGUCUUUUGGGCCCCAUUGUACAUUAUUUAGAGUUUGAUUAAAAAGGCAGUAUUUGCAUAUGCGUGAUUACGCCAGAAUCAUAAAACAAGAUCUGUCAAGCCAAUACUUGCCAAAAUUACAUAAAGCAUCCUUUACAUUCCUUCCUCUCAGAUAGAAAAUCUGUUGACAAUACCUCACUGUUGCUGUUCAGAAGAAUUUGAUUGGUUCAAAAUGGCAUGACAUCAUAAUGACAUCAUAAUGUUUAUUUGGUGCCAAAAGCUAUGCCGACUUUUGGCAUUUGAUACUAACUGUGGUGAUCUUUAAAGUGUGAAGUCUACCUUCUGUUCCAUAACUAGUUGUAGUUUGAGUUUUGUUAUAAAUAUAGAGUAUUGUUGUUAACCACUUCAUGAUUUUUCAGUUGGAAAAAAAGUGUAUUUUUCAUUAUGAACAAGAAGUUAACUUAAAAAAGGUCACAUUUAUAAUAAGUGUAAUCUUGUUAUAUUUCUAAAGAUUUCCCAGAUGCAGUAAUAAUCAAAAUUCUCAUCGAGUAAAUAAAUAAAAUCCUGAAAUGUCCUUCAAGACAUCAAGAUGACUAGAGUUUAGUAAAAUUUUAAUGCUCUAGAUUCUAAAUUUGAGACAUCCUGUAUGUCAUUGCUAAGGUUCAAUGAUAAAGUGAUGGAAGAUAUAAGAAAAGAAAGAAGAAAAGAAAAAAAAAAAACAAUGUACACAAGCCUGAAUGGUCUAUAUUUACCAGUGUAUGCAAACAUAAGGUUACAUCCACCAAAAUAAAUCGGCUAAAAUGGCUCUUAUUAUCCAGAGAAACAAACAAUGUUCUGUGAUAUCACUAAUGUGGUACCUUUCUUUCUUUUGGUACUUCACUAAGGUGAUAUGCUCUACUGUUUUUGUACAGUUGUUGUUGUUUUUUACGAUAUUUAGUAGAUUAUAUUCACAUGCAAUUAACCAUUUUUUAUGCCAUGAACUUGAUAUUCUGAAAAUAAGAAAAUGUUUUUUUUAGAUUUUCUUUGUUUACAUAAGUUGGUAGUGUAGUGAGAUGGUUGUACUAUGUCUGUGUGACAGGAAAAUGCACACACACACACACACACACACACACACACACACACACACACACACACACACACACACACACACACUUUAACAUGCAGUCACUGUCCAGCUCUGAAACUCUGACAGUGCUUAUGAACUGAAAGUCAAUGACUAUGGUUUAUUAAAACUCACAGAUGGUCUGGUUGUUUGGAGACACCUGACCUCACAAGUAGACUUUGACCAGUUUUCCAGACAUUUUGGAAAAUGACUUUGAACAGAAUGUUUUUUUUUUUUUUUUUUUUUUUUUUUUUUUUUUUUUGAUGAAGACAUUUACAAUGUUCAUGGUCCUCCUGAAUAUGAUGUUUUACUGUGUACAUUGCAAAAGCUGCGUAUUGUCCCGUAAUGCAUACUAAUAUAUUAUGAUUCUCAUAAAUGAACAUAUUUAAUGAUA